AGGAAGACCAUCUCUCUCCCAGGCUGCAUCACCCAAACAUACUUCUUUUUUUUUCUGGGGACAGUGGAGUUUAUCCUCCUGGUGGUGAUGUCCUUUGACCGCUACGUGGCCAUCUGUAACCCCCUGCGCUACACCGUCAUCAUGAACAGCAGGGUCUGUCUCCUGCUGCUUCUGGGCUGCUGGGUGGGGGCCUUUUUUUCAGUGCUCUGCCCAGUUAUUGUGCUGUCCAGGUUGCCUUUCUGCUCUAAGGAGAUUCAUCACUUCUUCUGUGACAUUGCCCCUCUGCAGCAGGCGGCCUGCAUAGACACUCACCUCCUUGAGAUGAUAAGCUUCCUCUUAUCUUCCCUCAUCCUCCUGACCUCGCUGGUGUUCACCACCGUGUCCUACACCUACAUCAUUUCUACCAUCCUGCGUAUCCCCUCUGCCCAAGGACGUCAGAAAGCCUUUUCCACCUGCGCCUCUCACAUCACCGUCGUCUUCAUUGCCUACGGGAGCAACAUCUUCAUGUACGUGAGGCCCAGCCAGACUCACUCCCUGGAAUUUGACAAAGUGACAGCAGUCCUCACCAUAAUGGGGACCCCUCUUCUGAACCCCUUCAUUUAUAGUCUAAGGAAUGAAAAAGUAAAGGAAGUUCUGAGAGAUGAAGUGAACAAAAUUAUGUCCUUAUUGCACAGAAAACCUUGAAGGUUUAUUUCCCAGGAAACCUUGA
Vicugna pacos (alpaca) is the source of this 709-nucleotide messenger RNA. The record is from RefSeq and is a predicted model, not a curated record. Lineage: Eukaryota; Metazoa; Chordata; Mammalia; Artiodactyla; Camelidae.